Molecule: messenger RNA, 609 nt
Organism: Guillardia theta CCMP2712
Lineage: Eukaryota; Cryptophyceae; Pyrenomonadales; Geminigeraceae
Exons: 2
Coding region: 1-609 (202 amino acids)
Source: RefSeq, a predicted model, not a curated record
AUGCAGCUGACGCUGCAGGCGCUCUUGUCUGGUGCGAGGCGCAUGACGCCCUUGCGGGCGCAAGCACUCCACGAGCCAGAGGACAGCUCCUCCUCGGACUUUGUCGAGUCGCCCGAGGAGGGCAUAGGAUUUACUGGCAGAAGGCACACAGUCCACAGCGAGAAGCUGCACAAACACACACAAAACACAAGCCCGAAAAGAACCAGCACUGCUGGCACCCAGACGCGGCAGCGCCAGCCCAAGCGCGAAGCCGCGCAGACAAGCAGCCUAAGGGUCAAGCAAUCAAGCAACAAGCAGCAGGAGGAAUCUUUGCCGGCCCGGGAGGUCUCCGACUUCAUCUGGUAUCUCGCGGACAUCAUUGCUCAGCGCUCGAUGCCUCUUGAGGAUGCGGCGUUUGGUCGGCACUUCGUGCCUGAUGACGGACCUGAUGCUGAGGUCUUGGCUCGCAAACGCGCCGCCACCUAUCAGCGCCUCACCAUGCAGCUGACGCUGGAGGCGCUCUUGUCUGGUGCGAGGCGCAUGACGCCCUUGCGGGCGCAAGCACUCCUCGAGCCAGAGGACAGCUCCUCCUCGGACUUUGUCGAGUCGCCCGAGGCAACGGGGGCAUAG